This is a messenger RNA of Gossypium raimondii (Peruvian cotton), 1236 nucleotides long. Its product is annotated as rhomboid-like protein 19. The record is from RefSeq and is a predicted model, not a curated record. Gene Ontology annotation, biological process: retrograde vesicle-mediated transport, Golgi to endoplasmic reticulum. Gene Ontology annotation, cellular component: membrane; Golgi apparatus. The coding region runs from base 114 to 1031 and encodes 305 amino acids. NCBI's taxonomy places the organism in Eukaryota, Viridiplantae, Streptophyta, Magnoliopsida, Malvales, Malvaceae. The transcript has 8 exons.
UUCUCUACAUUAAUCCUCACAUAUAUAUAAGUAUAUAUAUAGUUCAUAGUACAUCUCUGCUAUUCCUCCCCCACUAAGCAUCCCAUUCACUGCUACAAUUCACUCUCUUCACCAUGGGAUCUCCGGGAAGUGAAAUAUUCAAUGAAUUUACGAAGCUAUGUAAAGGACUAGUACUGAUACUCCUCGGUAUUCACAUCGUGGUUCAGCUUAUUCCUUCUUCCCUUACUUACUUUGCUCUUAUUCCCGCCAGGACGAUUCCUUUUGGUUGGAACCUCAUAACUGCCGGUUACAUUGAACAAUCAAUUCAAGGGCUGGUGGUCAGCACUCUUGGUCUUCUUUUCAUGGGGAAGUUGCUUGAGCCGAUAUGGGGUUCUAAGGAGUUCUUGAAGUUCAUCUUUGUAAUUAACUUUCUAACUUCUGUCUGUGUUUUCAUUACUGCUAUGGCCUUGUACGGAGUAACAAGGCAGGAAAAUUACCUUUACAUGCCACUUUCUGGCUUCCAUGGGGUGCUAGCAGGCUUCUUGGUUGGCAUCAAGCAAAUGGUACCCGACCAAGAGUUGCCUCGGCUGAAAAUAAAAGCAAAGUGGCUUCCAUCUCUUAUGCUGUUGUUUUCCAUUGCCAUAAGUUUCUUCACUCCAGAGUCAGCAACAUAUCUUUCAACUUUGAUAUUUGGAACAUAUAUGGGCUGGAUUUACCUCAGGUACCUCCAGAGAAAACCAGAAUCGAAGCAUAGGGGUGAUCCGAAUGAAGAUUUUGCAUUCUCGACGUUCUUCCCUGAAUUUCUCAGACCAAUGAUUGAUCUCAUUGCAUCAAAAUUUCACCGGAAUCUUUGUGGAAAGUCUGAAGCUUUCAUAGAUACUCUGGCUUAUAGCUUGGGAAGUGCACCAUUACCUGGUUCUGACCCCAUUGAAGCAUCAAGAAGAAGAGAAAAAGGGGCCAGAGCAUUGGAGGAGAGAUUGGCAGCUGAGAGUUUGAUUGCUGCUGGAAAGAAAUCAGAAGAGCUGCAGAUAAACGGCACCAACAAUGUUUGAUUGCACAGAAACUCUACCCCAUCGUCAACAAUUAUAGAGGUUACAUGAAUCUCAAUACUACAAAAAUUACUUUCAUUUUUUUUAUUUUUUUCCCUUUUUGUGACACACACGCAUACGUACAUGAGAAAUCUUCUUACAUUUGUGUAAAACUAAUUUAGUUUUACACAACGAAACAUACUGAGUUGAAAUAAGAAAUUUUAGAUUA